AUGAUACGAAAGCCUCCUUUUCUCCGUUUCUUCAGGAUGGCAUUCUUCAAAUAUCUUCGCUCUGUUAAGAAUGAGAUUAUCCUUUUCUCAACUCCAUUACUUCUUCUUCCACUGCCUUUAGUGAUCGGGACAUCGGAAGCAGAAUGUGCCUUUGUGAUAAUCAUGAUGGCAGUUUACUGGUGCACAGAGGUCCUACCACUGGCAGUCACUGCUCUUCUCCCAGCCAUCCUUUUCCCUUUGUUUGGCAUCAUGCAAUCCAAAGAUGUGUGUAUGCAGUACCUGAAGGACACAAACCUGUUGUUUGUGGGGGGGCUGAUGGUUGCUGUUGCCGUGGAGCACUGGAAUCUGCACAAGCGCAUCGCCCUGAGGGUGCUGCUCUUUGUUGGUGUGCGUCCAGCGCUUUUGAUGUUGGGCUUCAUGGGUGUCACAGCCUUCUUGUCCAUGUGGAUCAGUAACACAGCUACCACAGCCAUGAUGGUGCCUAUUGUGCAAGCAGUGCUGCAGCAGCUCAACAACAGUGAGGACGAGAUACCUCAGAUCCUCAGCUCAGAAGAGCCGGAGCAGACAUCAGAGACUGACAGCAAACAGGCUCCACAGGCAGAAAAGCAGAGUGAGGGACAAGGACCCGUGGUGGUGACUUUAUUGGAUGCCGCAGUAGAGGAUGCCAUGCGUAAGGAUGCAGAGGAAAAGAUGAAAAUGUGUAAAGGGAUGACCUUGUGUGUUUGUUACGCUGCCAGCAUUGGAGGCACUGCCACGCUGACAGGAACCGGUCCCAAUCUGGUGCUCAAAGGCCAGAUGAACCAACUCUUCCCUGAAAAUGGAGAUGUGAUUAACUUUGCCUCCUGGUUUGGCUUUGCCUUCCCUAACAUGAUCAUCAUGCUCACGCUGGCCUGGCUUUGGCUGCAGUUUGUCUUUAUGGGAUUUAACUUUAAGAAGACGUGGGGUUGUGGGGCUGUGAAGACAGAAAAGGACAUCGCUGCUUAUAAUGUGAUCCGUGAGGAGCACCGUCGGCUGGGGCCCAUGUCCUUUGGAGAGAUAAGUGUCCUGGGUCUCUUCACACUGCUGGUGGUGCUGUGGUUCACAAGAGAGCCAGGCUUUGUCAACGGCUGGGCGACAAAUAUCUUCAACUCCAAAGCAGAGUAUGUGACAGAUGCCACAGUGUCAAUCUUCAUUGCCAUCCUUCUUUUUGUUUUACCCUCAAAACCCCCAAGUUUCUGUUCGUGGAGGACUAAACGUUUUGACACAGCACCCCAUCAAAAUACCGGGCCGACUCCUCCUCUGCUCACCUGGAAAGUUGUUCAAAAAAAGUUACCGUGGGGCAUUGUGCUUCUUCUUGGUGGAGGUUUUGCUCUUGCCAAGGGCAGUGAAGUAUCUGGACUCUCAAAGUGGAUGGGAGAUCAAAUGACUCCCCUGCAACACAUCCCUCCCUGGGCAAUAGCUAUCAUCUUAUGCCUGCUGAUUGCUACCUUCACAGAGUGCACCAGUAAUGUUGCCACUGCGACGCUCUUCCUACCUGUCUUAGCCUCAAUGUCUCAGUCCAUUGGAAUCAAUCCACUGUACGUCAUGGUGCCUUGUACGCUGAGUGCCUCUUUUGCUUUCAUGCUGCCUGUUGCCACGCCUCCAAACGCUAUAGUCUUCUCUUAUGGAUACCUCAAGGUUUCUGACAUGGCUAAGACAGGAAUAGUCAUGAACAUAAUUGGCAUCCUUUGUAUAACACUGGCCAUUAACACCUGGGCCAAGGCCAUGUUUGACCUGGACACCUUCCCCGCCUGGGCCAACGUCACCAGGGUGUGAGCUUGGUUCUGCCAGAGAAGAAGAUCCAUGCACAGCCUGCUCUCCCUACACCGGCGCCAGACCAAGACCUCUGGUCAGAGCCAUAGCACAGGAGCACAUGGUGGACCGCAAGCGUCCAAUCGCUGUUAGAGUACAACGCCCUCGAGGCUUGUUCUCAUUGACACCUGAGUCUUGCUUGUAAAAGAAAGUGGCUAUGAAAAUGGUUGGGAAUGACUGACAUUUAAAACAAUGUUUUAUAUUUUAUUAUAAUGAAUUUACACUUAAAAGAAAAAUGCAUUACAUUCAUGUACCAGUAUAAAAAUAAAACAUAUAGGGUCUGUGUAUUCAAAAUUUAACAGCCAACAAAUGGGCUGUUAAUAAGGUCAAAGUUAAUUGAAAUGUUUUACAUAGAAAGGUAACCACAUCUAAAAAAGCCAUUCAUCAUAAUAUAAGAUCGUUACUUUGCACAUUAACUCAAGUACUGCACUUACACAUACAUUUUUGAGAUAUAAAGAUUAACAUUUG
This is a messenger RNA of Trematomus bernacchii (emerald rockcod), 2298 nucleotides long. RefSeq names its product solute carrier family 13 member 5b (gene slc13a5b). NCBI's taxonomy places the organism in Eukaryota, Metazoa, Chordata, Actinopteri, Perciformes, Nototheniidae. Gene Ontology annotation, cellular component: membrane. Gene Ontology annotation, molecular function: sodium:dicarboxylate symporter activity; succinate transmembrane transporter activity; citrate transmembrane transporter activity. The record is from RefSeq and is a predicted model, not a curated record. Gene Ontology annotation, biological process: citrate transport; monoatomic anion transmembrane transport.